Messenger RNA from Anopheles arabiensis, 1546 nucleotides. RefSeq names its product zinc finger protein 180-like. Lineage: Eukaryota; Metazoa; Arthropoda; Insecta; Diptera; Culicidae. Gene Ontology annotation, molecular function: DNA-binding transcription factor activity; RNA polymerase II cis-regulatory region sequence-specific DNA binding. Gene Ontology annotation, biological process: regulation of transcription by RNA polymerase II. Bases 421 to 1404 code for a protein of 327 amino acids. The transcript is spliced from 4 exons. The record is from RefSeq and is a predicted model, not a curated record.
CUUUGAUUGGUGUGAUUGGGGAGUUGACAUCAGUUGGACCCGUUGCCAUCGUAACGUGAACCUGUCAGUGAAGGCCAAGAACGGUAUUCUGUGCAUCAUAGUAGCUAGGCAAGUGAUAAAGAAAGGACAAUUGACGACAUGGUGAAGAAGGUGUAUUGUGAACAUCGAAUAUUUAAAUCAAGCAGAAUAUAGCUUUUUUGUCAAGUAGUGAAUCAAACAUUCCCCAUUGGAUUGAACCCGGAAGAACAUUUCAAUCUUCUAUUCCAUGUAUUUGUGUUACUUUAUGUGAAUGUGACCUGCCGAAAGAAAUAGAGACUGUUGCAAAAAAACGUUUCUCUGUCGCGUGUAUUGUUCCCUUCAACUCUCCGGUAUUGGAAACAUCCUGUGCCUAUCAUCCCAGGGCGGAAGUAACAACUUAAAAUGGAUUGGGACAUCGUUGACAUCUUUAAUUUCCUGCCGGAGAACCAGGAGCUAGACAUUGGCAUUCAAUCAAUCCUGUUGAGGGAAUCGAGCUUCAUUACAAGACUUCCACAUGCUGAGGACGAAUCUUCAGAAUGCCACAACACACCAAUGAUCCAUUCAUCUUCAUCUUGGAAGCCUUCUAAAUGCAUAUCUCCAGCGUUGGAGCUUCGCGAUUCCCACCAGUUGUCCGACACAAUGUCCUGUUUAGAGGAGAUGGAAGUACCACGCGACAUGUUCGGAGAAUCCAGCGACAUCUUGCACAAGGCUGCCGUUCCGAUUUCACCUCCAGACAACUGCUCCAGGGAUUCUAGUCUGCGUGACAAACAACUCCACACUGACAACAACCUCCAGCCGAGGGACGAAAGGCCUUUCCGGUGUGCGAUCUGUCCCAAGGCGUUCCGACUUUCAUCCACACUGUCCGCGCACAAGAAGCUGCACGACCAAAGAGGACCCAGUCUACGGUGUGAGACGUGUGGACGAGCCUUCACGCAACCCAGCGCUCUCUCCAGCCAUCGACUGUUGCAUCGGUCGGAUCGGCCACACAGCUGCAGUCUCUGUGGAAAGCAGUUCGUUCGGCUGCAUGCCCUCAAGACACACGUGCUUAGUCACGCGAACGAACGACCCUACGAGUGUGACCAGUGUGGAAAAGCUUUUACCGAAAAGCACGUGCUCGUACGCCAUCGCAAGACGCACAGUAACGAGCGGCCCCAUGAGUGUGCCGAUUGCUCGAAGGCUUUCAAGGAGCGGUAUGACCUGCUGCGCCACACGCUCAUUCACAGUGGACUGCGGCCGCACAAGUGUCCCGAUUGCUCCAAAACCUUCGUCCAAUCAAAUGCACUGGUUAAACAUCGAAAGUGUCACGGACGGGAACGCACCGCUGGCCAUCAUCAGUUGAACGCAGCUUCCUUUGCUGUAACUAGGUUCGAAACUACGUGUUGCUAAGUGGAACAGUGACGGAGCGAGAGAAGCAACAAAUGUUAAUGUUGAUUUGCCGAGUGUAAAUAGAAACGUGUUUGAGCAAAUGUUAUUGUGAGUGUCUUUGGAACGGCAUUCGGAGGAAGAGUGCAAUUAAAUAAAGUGUGUA